Gracilinanus agilis (Agile Gracile Mouse Opossum) is the source of this 1419-nucleotide messenger RNA. RefSeq names its product alpha-1,3-mannosyl-glycoprotein 4-beta-N-acetylglucosaminyltransferase-like protein MGAT4E. Gene Ontology annotation, molecular function: acetylglucosaminyltransferase activity. The record is from RefSeq and is a predicted model, not a curated record. The coding region runs from base 1 to 1401 and encodes 466 amino acids. The transcript has 4 exons. Gene Ontology annotation, biological process: protein N-linked glycosylation. NCBI's taxonomy places the organism in Eukaryota, Metazoa, Chordata, Mammalia, Didelphimorphia, Didelphidae.
AUGCUUUAUUCCACUCAAUGUUCUGUCCUGGCCUUUUUUGCCUUGAUUUUCCUGGGGUGCCUCUUCAGCCUGGGAACUACCACAAAUGAAAACCAGAUCCUGCUCCUCUCCAACUCCACCACGGGAGUCACCUUAAUCAGAGACUCAACAAGAUGCCAUCUGCACUGCACCCUCACAAUGCAGGAGGAAAAGAAACUCUUGGCUUGGAUGAUUGCUCAGGAACAGAUCACGUCUGUGAGCAAGAGCCACCAGAAGACCUUUAAAGAAAUGCAGAUCCCUUUCAAGCUUAGUAAUGCUUCUUAUCAACAGCUGGCUGGAACUCUGCUCAGAAAGAACAAGCUACUGAAUAUAGGUCUGUUUAAGCAGCAUUUCCAGGGCAACUACCUCAUGAGUAUCUUGAAGUCACUGUUCCAAGCUUCCUCCAGUGACAAGCAGAAGGGUAUCCUAGUGCUGGUGCGCUUAACUGCCCUUGACACUGACAAUGUCAAGAUCUUCAGUCCACAAAUACUGGAAGGGCAGUUUCUGGUGAUCCAUUUCUUGUCUACUGUCUAUCCUCCUGUGACAGCCCUGAAAACCAGCUUCAGUGAGGCCUACCCCAGUAUGGUCCAAUUGAAUGAGAAUAUGGCCCAUGUUUUAUUCAUGAACUUUGCUUCCAACUUCUCUGUCUAUUUCCUGAUGAUUGAAGAUAAUGUCCACUGUUUGCCCACUUCUAUCACAUGCAUGUGGAGAAAGGUAGUGACUUGGGAGAAAGAUGACUGGCUGCUAAUGGAAUUCUCAACAUGGGGUUUUGCUGGCAAAUUCUUGCACUCUAGUGACUUCCCCUGGUUGGUUCGAUUCUUCUUCCUCUACAGGGAAGCAUCCCCUGAAGUGUUUCUCUAUCACUUCCAAAAGCUGCUGGCCCAGAACAAUUCCAUCCAAUUCAGCCCCUUCUUCUUCCAUCAAAUGAGCUUCUUCAGUAAGGACAGGUUCAACAGACUAGGAUACAAGUCAUUCACAAUGGAGAUACCCAACAACCCACCUGCAACUGUCUACAGUGAUUUACAGAUUUUAAAUAAUGUUUCUCUCCAAAAGGCCUAUAUUCCAAGGGAGGAAGGGGUCUUCUGGGCACUGGAGUCUAAGGCUGGCAACCAUCCAAAUGUGUUCUUGGCCAAGGCAGCCACCAUAACCCAGGGGCAGGUGUUGACAGGCAGAGACCAGGAUAACAAUGAGAAGAUGAAGGAUGAAAAAGUACAAUUAUACUAUGAUGCCAAGGAAGAGCUCAAAUUCUGUACUCAUUACCUUCUGGGGCUACUGGUAAAUGGGAAGCUGGACUAUAAGAUAUGGAAUAAAAAGACAGGGAACAAUAUGAGCUGCCUGAAGCUAGUAAUGAGUACCUCUCAACACUGCAGAAUAAAGAUCUAGUGCAUUAAUAUUUGGAGC